Messenger RNA from Eruca vesicaria subsp. sativa (arugula), 1469 nucleotides. The record is from the annotation of a GenBank genome assembly. NCBI's taxonomy places the organism in Eukaryota, Viridiplantae, Streptophyta, Magnoliopsida, Brassicales, Brassicaceae.
AAUAUAGAUCCCAUCUCAAUUUAUUGGGACAAUGACAUAUGUUUGUAGAAAAAUAAACAAGUGAGGACAUGUCAACGUGUACACAAUACAAUCACAAAUUAAUGCAUAUACACCACCACUCAACUACAAUUUCAGAGCAUUCCAUAUAAAGGAAUCCUAAAUCCAACUACUACAGUUACUUUUACAGCAAAAAAAACUUAGAUCGAAAGAGAGACACACACGUCAUUCCCGUAUGCAUUUAAUAGAGUGAUAACAAAUUGGUUGGGAAGUUAUUUUUUGGUAAUCUUAAAUGGUUGGGAAGUUCACCCAAUUAAAGACAUAAGGUGCUACAUUUUACCAUUUAUAAAUAUACAGUUGGGUCUCUCUCUACUCCGUAUACUUCACAAUUAAACUUCACUCAGUACAUCCUUAGCUUACGCACCAUGUGCACAUUAGAGAAGCGUGGAGAUCUCUUUCUCCUAACCUUAACCGGCGACGACGAGCACAGAUUCCACCCGGACACGAUCACCUCCGUUCUCUCACUUCUCCAACAAGCAAAAUCUCAAUCCACACGUGGCUCCGUCCUAAUCACAACAGCUCAUGGAAAAUUCUUCUCAAACGGCUUUGACCUAGCUUGGGCCCAAUCCGCUGGUUCCCAAACCGGCGCAGUAAACCGGAUGCACCAAAUGGUCGAAUCUUUCAAACCUGUGAUAUCAGCACUCUUCGAACUUCCCAUGCCGACGAUCGCCGCUUUAAACGGCCACGCGGCCGCCUCGGGGCUGAUGUUUGCGUUGAGCCACGACUACGUUUUCAUGAGGAAAGACCGUGGCGUUUUGUACAUGAGCGAGGUGGAUCUUGGGCUGCCCUUGCCCGACUACUUUGCGGCCAUGUUUGCCGCAAAGAUCGGGACGAGUAUCGCUAGAAGAGAGCUGUUGCUGAGUGGGAAGAAGCUCAAAGGAGAGGAAGCUGUGGCUUUGGGGAUCGUUGACUCCGCGGGGCAGGAUAGUGCGGAAGGUGUUGUGGAGGCUACGGUGAGCCUUGGAGAGAGCUUGGCGGCUAAGAGAUGGAAUGGUGAGGUUUAUGCGUCGAUCAGGAAGAGUUUGUAUCCGGAGGUUUGUGCGAUGUUAGGUUUAACGGCCAAGAUCGCUGCAACUCCUUAAUUUCUUAGCGUUUUCUUAAUCAGGCGGCAACCUUUUUCAAAUCAGAAUACUUUACAAAAUUGUUAUAUUAUUGUUGCUGAAAAAUGGCAUGUCGUUAUAAGAAUUUAAGGAGAUGGCACCGUUUAAUACUGAUCUUUUGGCAAUACAAAAUUUAUAUUAUUAUUGCAGGAGCCAGGAAGACGCGGUUUGGGUGUGUUACGGCUUUAUGCUUAUCUAUACAAAUCUGAUUGAACUGUCUUUAUGACAAGAAAACAGCAUAUAAAAGUUGUACUUCCUAUGAAGAUGGACCCGCACCGGUUGUUAUGUAGCUAAAUAUUAAAAACUUUCGUA